AUGGAACACUGUUUUCACGUUCAAUUAUAUAUCUAUAGAACUACAGAUACGUUUUUGACGCAGCAAGCUUCUUUACGUCGUUUUCAACGAGUAUUAGAAGUAUAUAAUGAAUGUCGUCUCCACUGGUAUUUGCGUCAAGUAACUGCAAUGUAUUACGUAAAGCAAGGAGAUGAACAUAAUCCAGCAGGCGACAUAAUCAAAGCUGACCAAAACUAUUGGGAUGCUCGGAAACAUGAAUUAGCACUAGCUAGGCUAUGUCACAAGGAAAUAGACGCCAAAUUUGGAAUUCAACCGACGUAA
Molecule: messenger RNA, 300 nt
Organism: Didymodactylos carnosus
Lineage: Eukaryota; Metazoa; Rotifera; Eurotatoria; Philodinida; Philodinidae
Source: the annotation of a GenBank genome assembly